AUGGUUUCUUUUUCGACUCUUCUUGUUGCGUGCUCUGCCGCAGUUGGAGCUUUCGCUGCUCCCUCCGACAAGAGCCUCGCUCAGCGCUCCACUGAGAGCUCCACCGGCACCAACAACGGUUACUACUACUCCUUCUGGACCGACGGCGGCGGCGACGUGACCUACACCAAUGGCGACGGAGGCUCAUUCGAUGUGGAAUGGAACGGUGUUGGCAACUUUGUCGGUGGAAAGGGAUGGAACCCAGGAAGCACCAGGACCGUCAACUUUGAGGGCACCUUCAGCCCCAACGGCAACGGCUACCUUAGCUUGUACGGCUGGACUCAGAACCCUCUGAUCGAGUACUACGUUGUCGAGUCAUACGGUGACUACAACCCCGGCAGUGCCGCAGAGCACAAGGGAACCGUUGAAUCUGACGGCGGCACCUAUGAUAUUUACACCGCGACUCGCGAGAACGCGCCUUCGAUUGACGGCACUGCCACGUUCACUCAGUUCUGGUCAGUCCGUCAGGACAAGCGCUCAUCUGGAAGCAUCACCAUCGGAAACCACUUUGAUGCUUGGACUGGUCUCGGAAUGACCCUGGGUACUCACAACUACCAGAUCAUGGCCGUUGAGGGCUACCAGAGCAGCGGGUCUGCUUCCAUCACCGUCUCUUAG
Molecule: messenger RNA, 654 nt
Organism: Aspergillus puulaauensis
Lineage: Eukaryota; Fungi; Ascomycota; Eurotiomycetes; Eurotiales; Aspergillaceae
Product: glycoside hydrolase family 11 protein
Exons: 2
Coding region: 1-654 (217 amino acids)
Biological process (GO): xylan catabolic process
Molecular function (GO): hydrolase activity, hydrolyzing O-glycosyl compounds
Source: RefSeq, a predicted model, not a curated record